Lobosporangium transversale is the source of this 928-nucleotide messenger RNA. RefSeq lists its product as hypothetical. The coding region runs from base 58 to 687 and encodes 209 amino acids. Gene Ontology annotation, biological process: translational elongation. Gene Ontology annotation, cellular component: cytosol; eukaryotic translation elongation factor 1 complex. Lineage: Eukaryota; Fungi; Mortierellomycota; Mortierellomycetes; Mortierellales; Mortierellaceae. Gene Ontology annotation, molecular function: guanyl-nucleotide exchange factor activity; translation elongation factor activity. The record is from RefSeq and is a predicted model, not a curated record. The transcript is spliced from 3 exons.
CGACGCUUUUCUUCCUCUUUCUUCUUUAUCCUCACAUCGAACGGAAUCACUUGCACCAUGUCUGUCACCUUCGCUUCUCCUUUGGCCUUCACCAUCCUCAACUCCCUCUUCGAGGCCCGCUCCUACGUUACUGGCUAUGAGGUCUCUGACAAGGACACUGAGGUUUUCAAUGCCUUGACCGAAGGACCUAACGAGGCUGCCUACCCCCACGCUGCCCGCUGGUACAAGCACAUUGCUGAGGUCAAGGGUCUUGCCACCAAGGCUGGAGGUGCUGCCCCUGCCCCUGCCGCUGCGGCAGAGGAUGAUGAUGACGUUGAUCUCUUCGGCUCUGAUGAUGAGGUUGAUGAGGAGGCCGAGAAGAUCAAGCAGCAGCGUCUCGCUGAGUACGCUGCCAAGAAGGCUCUCAAGCCCAAGACUAUUGCCAAGUCCAUGGUCACCCUUGAUGUUAAGCCUUGGGAUGAUGAGACUGAUAUGGCUGCCCUUGAGGCUCACGUCCGUUCCAUUGAGAUGGAGGGACUUUUGUGGGGUCAGUCCAAGCUUGUGCCCAUUGGCUACGGUAUCAAGAAGCUCCAGGUCAAUUGCGUUAUCGAGGAUGAACUUGUUUCCAUGGAUGUUCUCGAGGAGAAGAUCAUGGAGGCUGAGGACUACAUUCAGUCUAUGGACGUUGCUGCCAUGCAGAAGAUCUAAAAGCAUCAACCCCCUGUAAAGUCUCUUUCUUUCUACAUAUUACGUAUUACCCGCGAUUGAAUAAAUGGGAUCCUAUUCACAUUGCUUCUAUGGCCAAGGCCUGUCACUACUUAAUAGUAUGCGAUAAUCAGUAUAUUGCAUUAUAUAACAUCUAUCCUAAAAUGCAAAUUGAUGAUUCUACUUUUUAGAGUAGAAAGAAUGAUCCAAAUAAACCCAACGGCAUCUUGCUUUACAAUGGAAA